UUGCUGCCGAAGUGUCGGUGCUUACAGAGACAUCGACCGCCACAGCAGGGAGGAGCUCUCUUCAGAAGGAUUCAAAGAGCAUCAUCCUGCAGAACACCAGGAUCACUGCUGGGAAAACCAACACAGUGGAUAUCACCUUUGUGCCAAAAACAAUGUGGGGGAAACCGCCAACCACCAGCCAGCUGAUGUCAAAGAUAGAGCGUCGGAAGGAGCUCUUGUCCCUGGAGGUCGACUUUGAGGACCUCAUGAUGCCUUUCAGUCAGAACAUCUAGAGGGAGAAGCUGGAGCUGGCCAAAACCACAAACUAGAUUCAGAGGAGCAAGCAUGGUGUGGACAACUCAGAGAGGAGGAGAGACGCAGACAGUAAAAAAACGACCAAAGUGAGAGAGCGAGGGAGAGAGAGAGAGUGAGAGGGGGAAGCUAAUAAAAAGGAGCAGGAAACCAGACCAAACAUGGGCACAGGUGACGCACAGAGGAUACCCAGUUUCCAUAGCAACAGGCAGGUGCAAGACACUGGGAGCUAAUCUAGCAUUUUCGAUCUGCUGAGGUGAAACAUUGCAUGCAAAUUACAGUUAAAGCCCGAAGUCUGUGUGAUGAGCUACUGUAGAAGAGAGGAAUAAAGAGGAUAGAAGAGGAGCACAUUGAACCAAAAAGGAGAUACAAACAGGGAGAGAUGUUAUAUGGAAAAGGGCAAAAAGAAGAAGGAAAAUAUAAAAGCCAAGGAUAGAAUGUAAAUCAUCUCACCAUCUAAAGGCAUUAUGACAUAAUGCUAAUCGACAUUCCUAAGCUCACCCCCAAAUCCACACGCCAGAGGACUGAAAACCUGCAGCAAAGUGAACCUUGAACAUCGAUACCCAGUGUUCAGAGUCCAAUAGGCAUGAAUGGACUUCAGACUCUCGUCCCUACACAUACACAUCUAUUAAUACUGCUGCUGACGUCAAAAGUGUCCGCCAUCUUUGACGAGCGCUGCACUGCUUCCCCCCAUUGAAGAAGAAGUGAGGAGGAAUCAGCCGACGCGCAGUGCCUUUGCAGCAUCCCAGUCAUACAGAGAGAGAGGCUGGUAACGGGUAGCUGUUGAUAUACGCAGGCAUUUCCUCCCAUUCUGAGUGCGGGGCACCGACAUCAGGCACAGCCCUCCCCAAAUUCCCACUAGGAUCUUCUCUUCCCUGUUGGAGACCUUCUCCACCCCCCACAUCUAGCAGCCAUGGCAGAAGAUGCGGACAUGCGCAAUGAGCUGUCAGACAUGCAGCAACGUGCUGACCAGCUGGCCGAUGAGUCCUUGGAGAGCACUCGUCGUAUGCUGCAACUGGUGGAAGAGAGCAAAGAUGCCGGCAUCAGGACUUUGGUUAUGCUGGACGAGCAGGGAGAGCAACUGGAGCGCAUCGAGGAGGGAAUGGACCAAAUCAAUAAGGACAUGAAGGAUGCAGAAAAGAAUUUGAACGAUCUAGGGAAAUUCUGUGGUCUUUGCUCCUGUCCAUGUAACAAGAUGAAGAGCGGAGCCAGCAAGGCCUGGGGGAACAACCAAGACGGGGUGGUGGCCAGCCAGCCCGCCCGCGUGGUCGAUGAGCGCGAACAGAUGGCCAUCAGUGGAGGUUUCAUCCGCAGGGUAACAGAUGAUGCCCGAGAAAAUGAGAUGGACGAGAACCUGGAGCAGGUGGGAGGCAUCAUUGGUAACCUGCGCCACAUGGCUCUGGACAUGGGCAACGAGAUCGACACCCAGAAUCGCCAGAUCGACAGGAUCAUGGAGAAGGCUGAUUCCAACAAGACCAGGAUUGACGAGGCCAACCAGCGCGCCACAAAGAUGCUGGGCAGUGGCUAAACGCUAUAAGUUCAGAGCGUGGGCUUCCCGCGCCGCACGUCGUCAGGCGCUGACAUGCUUUCAUCAUGGUAUUGACCUUCUAGGUUUGCACACAUGCACAUAUCACCUCCCCUCCCCAUUGUAAAUGUUGUUCUGUGUGUCGUCUGUCGAGCUUUUUCAAGAUGAUUGUCCUCGUAAAAAGAUGAUUUCUUAUACUCCGUAUAUCAUUCUUUCCAAAGGUUGUAUAUAGUGCUGACUUGAUGGCUCUCUAGCUCACCUGUGAAGUUUUUAUCUCUUUAUCAAUAUAUAUAUAUCAUAUAUUAUAAAAUAUAUCAUAUAUAAUAUAUAAUAUAUAUAUAUAUUUAAAAGUACACUGCUCUGGAUGAUACGUAUAUAAUAGGAAUGCUAUACAAGCUGUUUGUUUGAUUAUUUUCCUUUUCAGUAUCUCAGUAUCGUCUUAGUAAAACUGUGUCAUUCCAUUUAGGCUACUGUCAUGCUCCUUAUUUUGGUGUUGUUAUGACAAAAGGGAGAAGAUGACGGAAAAACAUGAGUAACGAUACACUGAGCAACGAUACAGAUGUAGAGGAUUGCAAAGAGCACUUACAAUCAAAAGGCAGUUGGUACAUUUUCCUUCAUUGCAAUCAUACUGAGUUACUGUUUAGACAAUGUGCAACUAGACUCUCUGUAGCUGUAUUAGACAUUGCAUUCCAAGUGAUGUGAAUUGUGCGUUCUCUGCAUGACAAAUGGUAGAUUUUAGUCUUAUAAAUAAAACCUGUCUGAAAAAUAUAUAUAAAAAAUGAUAACAUGGCAGUAGCAAAUUGACAAAACGCAUGCUCAGUAUUAGGACACAGUUGAUCGUUCCAUACUCCUGCAAGUUUGCAAUAGUGCCACUCUUUUUGUCUCGAUAUAUUUACCGACUGUGACCAUCUCGUUGUAAAAUAAUGCAAAAGGGAUCAAAAAAGUGAGUUCAAGAUGAAAAAAUACGAGGACUUGGGGUUGUAUUGCAAAAAAUGACCUGUUUUCUAAAUGAUUAUGCAGUUCAAUGAUGACGAUGUUGACUAUGUGCUGAAAGAUGAGGACUGGUUGUGUACUGUAACAUAGGUUUUGGAUGCUCUGAAAAAAAUAAACGUUUGCAAUGUAAA
Messenger RNA from Notolabrus celidotus (New Zealand spotty), 2940 nucleotides. RefSeq names its product synaptosome associated protein 25a (gene snap25a). Gene Ontology annotation, cellular component: synaptobrevin 2-SNAP-25-syntaxin-1a-complexin I complex; plasma membrane. The record is from RefSeq and is a predicted model, not a curated record. The transcript is spliced from 14 exons. Gene Ontology annotation, molecular function: voltage-gated potassium channel activity; syntaxin-1 binding; SNAP receptor activity. Gene Ontology annotation, biological process: exocytosis; synaptic vesicle fusion to presynaptic active zone membrane; synaptic vesicle priming. The coding region runs from base 1205 to 1819 and encodes 204 amino acids. NCBI's taxonomy places the organism in Eukaryota, Metazoa, Chordata, Actinopteri, Labriformes, Labridae.